Messenger RNA from Arabidopsis thaliana (thale cress), 579 nucleotides. It is a transcript of the gene PDF1.2, whose product is annotated as plant defensin 1.2. Gene Ontology annotation, cellular component: extracellular region. The record is from RefSeq and is marked reviewed. Gene Ontology annotation, biological process: defense response; response to other organism. The transcript has 2 exons. Bases 89 to 331 code for a protein of 80 amino acids. NCBI's taxonomy places the organism in Eukaryota, Viridiplantae, Streptophyta, Magnoliopsida, Brassicales, Brassicaceae.
UUUCAUUAUAAAUAGACGUUGAUCUUUGGCUUAUUUCUUCACACAACACAUACAUCUAUACAUUGAAAACAAAAUAGUAAUAAUCAUCAUGGCUAAGUUUGCUUCCAUCAUCACCCUUAUCUUCGCUGCUCUUGUUCUCUUUGCUGCUUUCGACGCACCGGCAAUGGUGGAAGCACAGAAGUUGUGCGAGAAGCCAAGUGGGACAUGGUCAGGGGUUUGCGGAAACAGUAAUGCAUGCAAGAAUCAGUGCAUUAACCUUGAAGGAGCCAAACAUGGAUCAUGCAACUAUGUCUUCCCAGCACACAAGUGUAUCUGUUACGUCCCAUGUUAAAUCUACCAAUAAUCUUUGGUGCUAAAUCGUGUGUAUUUUACAUAAAAUAAGUCUCUGUCACUCUAUGAGUAACUUUAUGACAUGCAUAUUUCUGUUUUAAUGUUUAUUUUCCCGUUGUUGUUACAAUAAUAUAAAAAUAAUUUAUGUACGACGUAAGACUACUUCCAUAUUUUGUCUACAACAGGACCACUGAAUCUUUAUUCUUCUUCUUCUUUGUUCAUGUCCCACAUGUUUCUUUCAAACUCUGA